Messenger RNA from Oncorhynchus keta (chum salmon), 3053 nucleotides. Its product is annotated as protein HID1-like. NCBI's taxonomy places the organism in Eukaryota, Metazoa, Chordata, Actinopteri, Salmoniformes, Salmonidae. Gene Ontology annotation, cellular component: Golgi medial cisterna; Golgi trans cisterna; membrane. The transcript is spliced from 20 exons. The record is from RefSeq and is a predicted model, not a curated record. The coding region runs from base 170 to 2671 and encodes 833 amino acids.
GCUUAGUUCAAUUCCUCCAGACUGUGCGUCGCGAAGGCUCAGGACAACUGGAGGAGGAUGUGACGGACGAGGGAGACUAUCCACGAGGAAGACGACGCACGAGCGACCGACGGACGGAUCAGUAUUCAGGCGCUUCAGGCGAAGCAAACAGGUGGCUGCCUAGUACAACAUGGGUAACGCUGACUCCAAACUCAACUUCAGGAAAGCUGUGAUACGACUAACAACCAAAACACAGCCUGUGGAGACUACAGACGAUACUUUCUGGGACCAGUUCUGGGCGGAUACUGCCACGACCGUCCAGGAUGUGUUCGCUCUGGUGCCGGCAGCAGAGAUACGAGCUGUCAGGGAGGAAUCUCCCUCCAAUCUAGCAACCCUCUGCUACAAGGCGGUGGAGAAGCUUGUCCAGGCGGCUGAAUCUGGUUGUCCCUCAGAGAAGGAGAGACAGAUAGUCCUGAACUGCACCCGUCUGCUCACACGUAUCCUACCAUACAUCUUUGAGGAUGCAGACUGGAGAGGGUUCUUCUGGUCUAACGUGCCUGGAGCUCGGCAAGAUGAAGGUAAUGAUGAUGGAGCGAGGCCCCUGGCUGAGUCUCUCCUCCUGGCUGUAUCUGACCUGCUCUUCUGUCCAGACUUCACCGUUCAGAGCCACAAGAGAGCCGGCCCGGACACAGAGGAGGACAUGCAGUCGAUAGACAGUUGUGAGUACAUCUGGGAGGCAGGGGUGGGGUUCGCUCAGUCACCCCCUCUCGACUACAUCCACGACCUCAACAGGACGGAGCUGCUGAAGCUGCUUUUGACCUGUUUCUCUGACGCCAUGUACCUGCCCCCCUCUGCUGAGAACAACAUCCUCAACCGCUGGGUUACCUUCUUCAGCUCUACAGAUAACAGACAUGCCCUGCCUCUCUUCACAUCUCUCCUAAAUGUGGUGUGCGCCUAUGACCCAGUGGGGUACGGUAUCCCCUACAACUACUUGAUGUUCUCUGACUACCGAGAGGUGCUGGUGGAGCAUGCUGUCCAGAUCCUCAUAGUGACUCUGGAGCACGAGGCCGGGGCAGCUGCAGCCACAGCUCAACACAACCUGGACCACUUACACUCCCUCUCCGCCUCUGCGAUGGAAGACAAGGAGCUUGUGGGACCAGACAACCUGUUUGUUAACUACCUGUCCAGGAUCCAUAGGGAGGAGGACUUCAGCUUCAUCCUGAAGGGCCUGGCCAGACUGAUGACCAACCCUCUGAUCCAAACCUACCUGCCCAAAUCUACCAAGAAGAUCCAGUUCCACCAGGAACUCCUGGUGCUCUUCUGGAAGCUCUGUGACUUCAACAAGAAGUUUCUAUUCUUUGUGUUAAAGAGCAGUGAUGUUCUGGAUGUCCUGGUGCCUAUCCUGUUCUACCUGAAUGAUGCACGAGCUGACCAGUCUAGUGUGGGCCUGAUACACAUUGGUGUCUUUAUCCUGCUGCUGCUGAGUGGAGAGAGGAACUUUGGUGUGCGUCUGAAUAAAACCUAUUCGAUACGGGUCCCCAUGGACAUCCCUGUGUUCACUGGAACACAUGCUGAUCUGCUCAUCAUGAUUUUCCACAAAAUCAUCACAGGUGGACACCAGCACCUGAAGCCUCUCUUUGACUGCCUGCUUACCAUCAUAGUGAAUGUGUCUCCCUACCUGAAGAGUCUGUCCAUGGUAGCAGCCACCAAGCUGCUCCACCUCCUGGAAGCCUUCUCCACCAACUGGUUCCUGUUCUCUGCCUCCCAGAACCAUCAUCUGAUCUUCUUCCUGCUCGAGGUCUUCAACAACCUCAUACAGUAUCAGUUUGAUGGUAACUGUAACCUGGUGUACACCCUCAUCCGCAAGCGCAACAUCUUCCAUCAGCUGGCCAAUCUGACCUCUGACCCGGUCACUAUCCACAAGGCCCUAGAGAUGAAGAAGACGACAUUGGCUCGUAUCCCCCGUACCAACUCCCAGGAGACCAUCUCCAUGGAUGGGUCCCGACCGGCCGUCCCAGCUGAGCCAGGGACCCUCAAAGCCAGCCUCGUGGCCAUACCAGCUAUUGACAAGCUGACAAAGAAGGCUCAGGUCUCUGAGGAUGGCACCAUGGUCUGUCUCCAGCACAACACACGCAAUCCACAGAUGACCGCUGACCAGCAUACACACAGCCUGCAGCCUCAAACGGCUGAUGACCAGCACAAACACUCUCCACAGUCCUCUGACACCAACACCAGUGGUAUAGCAGGAGCCAGCAACACAGAGUCCAACUCAGGGAGAAACAAUGAGGAGGCUUUUCCACCAGUGUCAGACCUAGCCAGGGGUUGUUUGUCCAGAGUGUCAGCAUCAGCUACAUACUGGAACCCUACUCCAGACUGGGUCCUCUCCUGGAAGAGUAAGCUUCCUCUCCAGACGAUCAUGAGGCUGCUACAAGUCCUGGUUCCUCAGGUGGAGAAGAUCUGCAUAGACAAGGGCCUGACAGAUGAGUCAGAGAUCCUGAAGUUCCUGCAGCAUGGUACCCUGGUGGGCCUGCUGCCUGUGCCACAUCCCAUCCUCAUCAGGAAAUACCAGGCUAACGCGGGCACUGCCAUGUGGUUCCGCACAUACACGUGGGGUGUCAUUUACCUACGUAACGUGGAUCCUCCAAUCUGGUACGACACCGACGUCAGACUGUUUGAGAUUCAGAGGAUCUAACUGGAGGAGGUGAAGAGGUCUCUACGACUGCGUCUGAAAUAGCACCCUGUCCCCUAUAUAGUGCAUAGCUUUUGACAGGAGCCCUAUGGACCCUUGUCAAAAGUAGUGCACUAUAUAAGGGGACCGGGUGCUAUUUGGGAAGCACACUGUGUCUCUCUGGUACUGGGUUGUCUGGCUAGUUCCCCCUCAGAACCACAAACUCAUAACCGUCUCCUACCAACUGCCAUCUUCAAACCUGAACACAAGUCUGGAUGAGGAAGAGGACAGAUGAAGAUUGAACGGAUAUACCUGCUCUAGAAAACAAGAAUUGACCGUUUUUUUCUUGCAUUUUGUUUCUUGCCAAACCCGUAAAUCAUCAUGUAAUAAACCACUUUUCCUACAA